AUGAAAUAAACAACACUUUAAAGGUUCUUAACAUCUUCAUAGAAAAAGAAUGAUACUACAAACUUAAAUAAUAAUAAAGUGUCAAAUGUUAAUAGUUUAGUAGAAGAAAAAAAGAUUGAAAUCUAAUAUAUAAAGCCAGCCACUUCUAUAAAAAAGGAAGAAGAAAUUAAAGUAAUUAAAGAACAAUAAAUUGAAAAUUCACAAGAUAAGCCAUAAUAAUUAAGCAGAUUAAAAAGAAAUAAUAUAGUAGAUAGUGAUGAAGAAUAAGUAAAAAAAGAAUUUGAUUAAGAUGAGUUAAAAAUUGAAAAAUUUUCUUUUGUAGGGUCUUAGGAAAAGAAUAAGGAGAAAAAAUCAUUAGCUGUUUUUAUAAAAUAAGAUAAUACAAAAAAUAAUACUAAAUCAUAAUAAAAACAAAAAAAAUCAGAAUAUGAUAAAUCCGGCAAAAAUUUAAAAUAAUCUACAAAAUUAGAAGAAGAGGAAUUUGAUAAUUCUUAAGAAAAUAAAUAAGGAAAUAUAGAUUUUAAACAUCCAUCAGAUAAAAUUAAUGUUUAUGAAGAAUUUGAUGAUGUUACUCCAAAAUGGGCAGCUAUUGGUUCAUCAAGAGAUAAAAGUGGUAAAUUACAUGGAACUUAGGAUGCAGAUCCAACUACACUUUUAAUACCUUAAAAUGAAUUCAAUAAAUUAACUAAAUGUAUGCAAUAAUUUUGGAAAUAUAAGAGUGAGAAUUUUGAUAAGAUUAUAUUUUUUAAAUUAGGAAAAUUCUAUGAAUUGUUUUAUGAAGAUGCUUAUAUAGGAAAUAAAUAUUUAGAUUUAAAUUGGAUGGGAAGAAAAAUGUAAUUAAAUUUAUUAUUAUUAUAUUAGGCAUACAGGAUUUCCAGAAAGAGCAGUCCAUAAAUAUAAAGCUCUUUUAUUAGAAUAUGGAUACAAGGUAGCAAUAGUAGAUUAAAUAGAAACACCAGAGUAAAUGAAUUAAAGAAUAGCUUAAAAUAAGAAAAGUGGAACAGGAAACACUGAUAAAAUAGUUUAAAGAUAAAUAAGUGAAAUAUUGACAAAAGGAACAUAUUUAUAUGAAGAAGGAGAAUCAUAAUUGAAUCUUGAUGAAAAGGUUUUACUUGUUAUAAGAAAGAAAAUCUUAUCAAAUACAAUAGAAGAAUAUGGAAUAGCUAUUUUUGAAAGAUAAACAAAUAAAAUAUCACUUGCAUUUAUUGAAAAUAGAGAUAAAAAUUAUGAAUCUCUUAAGACUUUAUUACUUCAUAUGAGACCAGUAGAAACAGUUAUUGAUUAACAUAAUCUACCUCCAACUGAUCCAAUAACCAAAAUGAUAUCUGGAUCUGUUAUUAAAAGUGUUAUUUCACAUCUAACAGCAUCUAAAGAUAAUUGGGAUGAAAAAAAAGCAUUAUUUAGACUUGAAUAAUAUUAUUAAAAUGGAUUUCCUCCAGCUAUUAAAUUUUAUCAAAAUAAUUAAGUUGUUCUAUAAGCUUUAAAUGGAUUAUUUACUUAUUUAAAUUAAAUCUUAAUAUUAGAUCGAGUUUUGGGAUGUGCUAAAUUCAAAUUAUAUGAUGAAGAAUUUUCAUUAUAAUAAUGUAUGAUAUUAGAUAGUUAAGCAAUUGUAUAAUAUUUUUACUUAUUUAUUUUAGUAUCAUUUAGAAAUUUUGUAAACAACUACUUUAGUAGACAAAAAAGAUUAUUCUUUAUUUGGUGUGAUAAAUAAAACUGUUACUCCUGGUGGACAUCGAUUACUAAGAAGGUGGGUUUGUGCACCUCUUUAUUAAGUUGAUUAAAUUAGAGAAAGAUAAACUAUGGUAAGUGAUAUUAGUCAAUUUAGAAAAGAAAGAGAUUUAUUUAGAUAGAGUAUUAAAUAAUUUCCAGAUUUUGAAAGAAGAUGUAGUAGAAUUUAUGAAUACUCAAUUAAAUCUGAAAGUAAAGCUGUAUUUUAUGAAAACUUAUCUGAAUAAAGGUUAAAAGAAUUUAAGAUUCUUACUAAAAUGUUGAGACUUGCUUAGGAAGAAAUAAUAUUAUUUGGUUAAUUGAAUAUCAAUUUUAAAAGUGAAAGAUUAAAAAAAAUGAUGACUUUUGAAGCUAAUGGAGGUUUAUUACCUAAUGUUUAAGAAUAAUUAGAUGAAUUUGAAUAAUAUAUUAUAUGGGAAAAGGAAAAAGAUAAAGAAAUCCCUAAACCAGUUACAGGAGUCUUAGAAAGUUAUGAUCAAUCACUUGCUGAAGUUGAAUUAGUUUAAUAGAAACUUGAUGAUCUUCUCUAAAAAAUUAAAUAAAAAUUAUUUAAGAAUAAUAGUAACAUUCAAUAUGUACAUACAAAAUUUAGAUAUGAAAUAGAAAUUCCAGAUGAAUUAGUAGAAAAGUCAAAACCUGAUGAUUUUGAAUUCACUUCUUCAAGAUAAGGUUAUAAAAGAUAUAUUACUAAGGAAAUUAAGGAUUUAGUUACUGAAUUAGAAUAAGCAGAGGAAUUAAAAAAAUAAUAAUUAAAUGCUUUUGGUAAUUUCAUAUUCAAGCAUUUUUAAUCUAAUCAAUAUGUUUGGGAUUCUCUUAUUAAAAUAUUAAAUGAAUUAGAUGCAUUAUGUUCUUUAAGUGUAUUUGGAGAUACAUCUGAUGGAAAAAUGACUAUGCCAAUAUUUACAACAGACAAAAUUAAAUUAGUUAUUAAAGAAGGAAAACAUCCAUGUUUAACCAAUAUAAAUUUUGUUUCUAAUUCAAUAGAUAUGGGGGAAAAGCUUAGUAAAUUUUAAUUAUUGACUGGUCCUAAUAUGGGAGGUAAAAGCACAACUCUAAGAAUGGUUUGUAUUCUUGCAAUCUUAGCUUAACUUGGAUGUUCAGUUCCAUGUGAAGAAAUGGAACUCUCUCCAAUAGAUAGGAUAUUUACUAGAAUAGGAGCCAAAGAUUAUUUAAUGGAAGGAAAAUCAACAUUUUAUGUAGAAUUAGAAGAAACAUUAUUACCAUUAAAAUAUGGAACAAAAAAUUCUUUAUUUAUCACUGAUGAAUUAGGAAGAGGAACUUCUACAUAUGAUGGUGUAGCUAUAGCCUCUGCAGUUAUGCAUUAUCUUAUUAAGAAAAUAUAAUGUAGAGUGCUUUUUGCAACUCAUUUCAGAAUUCUAGUUGAAGAGGCAAAAUUAAUUAGUGAAGUAACAAAUGUUCAUAUGGCUUGUUAUAUUUAAAAUGGAAAAGUUAUAUUUCUUUAUAGAUUAAAGGAAGGAGCAUGUGAAGCUUCUUUUGGAAUUAAUGUAGCUAAAGUUGUAGGAAUAGAGAAUUCUAUUAUAACUAAGGCUGAAGAUAUGGCAAAUUUUUUUGAAAAUAAAGUGUAAAAGAACACAGAACAAACUCUACAAAAAUUUAAUUAAAUCUUAAAAGAAUAUGGGAUUAUUUGA
Molecule: messenger RNA, 3377 nt
Organism: Paramecium primaurelia
Lineage: Eukaryota; Ciliophora; Oligohymenophorea; Peniculida; Parameciidae
Source: the annotation of a GenBank genome assembly